This is a messenger RNA of Acipenser ruthenus (sterlet), 4685 nucleotides long. RefSeq names its product NLR family member X1-like. Gene Ontology annotation, cellular component: mitochondrion. Bases 692 to 3664 code for a protein of 990 amino acids. The transcript is spliced from 9 exons. NCBI's taxonomy places the organism in Eukaryota, Metazoa, Chordata, Actinopteri, Acipenseriformes, Acipenseridae. Gene Ontology annotation, biological process: negative regulation of canonical NF-kappaB signal transduction. The record is from RefSeq and is a predicted model, not a curated record. Gene Ontology annotation, molecular function: protein binding.
UGUGGUUUUAAGUAAUCAAUAGUUUGCUUUUUGCUGUCUACAGUGCUUGAUCACUUCUAGAGCCCAGCACGGGCAUGUAUCUCGCUGCAAACCUUUUUAAAUUGGCACAGAGAUUAAGAAAGAUAUUUAUGUAAAUAUUGACCCAGUUUCUAUCUGCAUAACCUUCAUAUUCUAGACGCUCAAAUAAAACUAGAGAUGAAUGUGAGAUCCGUCCGGCUUCUGGCAUCUGAACUAAUUCGGUCAGGAAUUUCUCUCUGAAGGGAGCGUAGUACAGGCUCUGCGAUUCUCGCACACUGCUUGGCAGCUCUCCAAUGAGAGAGAGAGAGAGAGAGAAGAAUGCCGAGAGGGAGAGAGAAGGGAACACAAGGAUCCUGUGCUGCACAGGCCUCCCUGGUGCUUUCGGGUUGUCUGGGGAGGGAAGGAGAGGAGACUGCCUGCUCCAGCAUGUUCACAGCUUCAUUUGCAGUGGUCUGAGCCACCUGGUUUUCUCUCGAACUGUAGCGACGACACUGAUGUGAGGACAGGAGAGCCUGAGGACGGAGGUGAGAGGCAGUGGGAGAAUCAUUCUGACGGCUGUCUGGUUCUCCAGAUUAACCAACGCUCUUAAUCCUCCUCACAUUGCAAAAUGAGUUUCUCUGGAGAUCCUAGUGGUUAGGAAAGCAGGGGACAGGAGCAAGCAAGCUGCGAGGUCAUGCUGCAGUGCUGGAGACAUGUCCCCCGGACGGGGACACAGUGGAUCUCUAGAGCUGGGGGACACCGGGGGUUCCUGGACACAGCGCGGACCUCUCACACGAUGAAGGGCAUGGAGAGGCUCUUCGGUUCAAGCAGAGUCUAUCGGGCACAACCUGUGAAACAUGAAGCGAGGACGGGCAGCAGCUGGCUGAGGUACAGUGGGAGGCUGUGGGAGAAGUGCUUUCCAGUGUGUGCGUCUCAGAACAGGCACCUCGCUUCCAGCUCCCCUUCAGACCCCGUGGAGAUUCACAAACGGAAGCUGGCCCUGUGGUUCAGCCACCUCCCGAACGAGGAGAAGCAGUUUGGGGGUCUCUUCUCCCCAGACACCAUGCACGUGGAGCCGCUGAUCCUGGAGGGACCCCCGGGGGAGAAUGUCAACCCCCUGACUGGGAGGGAGACCCCCGGCUCGGUACAUCGCUCCCUCACAGUGGGGGAGCUGUUCGACCCAGACCCGGGGUGGGAUCCUGAACAGGGCCAGAACGUGGUUCUGUACGGCGCGGUGGGGACGGGCAAGAGCACACUGGUCCGGAAGCUGGUUCUGGACUGGUGCUCGGGGUCGACUCUGGCCCAGUUUGAGCUGGUGGUCCCUCUCUCGUGCGAGGACCUUUCUCUGCAGAGCCGGCCCACCUCCCUGCAGGCCCUGGUGGGGAGGAUGUACCGGCACCUCCGCCACUCGGAUCACCUGAGAGGGGACGGCCGGGACGUGCUCUUCAUCUUCAACGGCAUGGAGAAGAUGAGGCUAAACUUCAGCAUCGCUGCAACAGAGCUCUGCAGCAACCCGGAGGAGCCCCUGCACCCGGGAGCCAUCGCCGUCAACUUGCUGAGGAAGUACCUGCUCCCCGAGGCAAGCAUCCUGGUCACCACCCGCCCCUCGGCCCUGGACAAGAUCCCCAGCAAGUACGUGGACCGCUACACCGAGAUCUGCGGCUUCACCAACAUCGAGCAGCAGAGGGCAUACUUCACCAGCCGGCUCCUGCAGCAGGCAGAGGGCCAGUCGGGCCGCGACUCUCAGGAGCUCCUGGAGAUGCUGUACCUCAACCUGCAGCGCGAGAGCCAGAUCGCAGCUGCCUGCUUCCUGCCGUCCUACUGCUGGCUGACCUGCGCCACCCUGCACUUUCUGCACUUCACAGACGUCAGGGCACCCAUCCGCACUCUCACGGGCAUCUACACCAGCUUCCUGCGGCUCAACUUCGGGGGGGAGAUCCUGGAGGCGGCCGGGGGACCGAACCAGCAGGGCAUCUCCCUCAUGCACUACGUGGCCAAGACUGUGGGCAAGCUGGCCUACGAGGGGAUCACUUGCAAGAGGACCUCCUUCACUAAAGAGGAGGUGAUGGAGAAGAUCGGCGAGGAGGAUGACAGCGAUGAGGAGCUGAGGCAGCUGGCCGUCUUCCGCACCGACGUUCUGGGCUUCUUCUUGGCCCGCUGCGUGCAGAGCUCUCCCGCAGGCGGGAUGGGGGAGAUCCGCUAUGUGUUCACCGUGCCCGCCAUGCAGGAGUACCUGGCCGCACUCUACGUGGUGCUGGGGGAGAAGAAGACAGUCCUGGAGAAGCUGGGCAAGGGCGCCUCGGAGGUCAUCGGGCAGGCUAGUGACGACCUGACCACGCUGCUCAACGUGCUCUCCAAGUUCCUCCCGCUGCGGGUCUUCGCCUUCUUCAACCUGCUCAAGAUGUUCCCCAGGCUGUACAGCAGGAUCAGCGGCCACAGCAAUGGCAAGAUCGGCAAGACCAUGGCCAGCGAGAUGUUCAAGACGGAGGACCAGUUCAACGAGGACGUGCUGGACCAGGUGGAGCAGAGCGUGCUGGGGGUGCAGGGCCCCGCCCCCCUGGAGAGGCAGGAGCAGGAGUCCUUCGAGCUGUUCCCUAUCUUCAUGGGAGGGCUGCUGUCACACGGCAACAGGGUGCUGCUGGACCAGCUGGGCAUCUCCAUCAGGACCACAGCCGUGGUGCAGAUCACCCGCACGCUCAAGAGGCACCUGCUGCGGAACAGCCAGAAGCAGAUGCCCCCAGAGGAGCUGGUGGACUUCCUGUUCUUCCUCUACGAGUUCCAGAACCAGCGCUUCACAGCGGAGGUGCUGGGCUCCCUCUCCGCCCUCAACCUCUCCAGGGUCCGCAUGACCCCCCUCAAGUGCUUCGUGCUGGCCGCUGUGCUCGCCUGCACCCCCCCCAGGCACGUGCUGGAAUCGCUGGACCUGUCCUCCUGUAGCCUGACCUGUGAGUCGCUGGACACGCUGCGGCCAGUCCUGCUCCGCUGCAAGACUGUGAAUUUGCAGUGUAACAACCUGGGUCCCGAGGCCUGCGAUCACCUGAGGAGCCUGCUGAUCGAUAGCGCGUGUGCAGUUCAGUCUUUACAUCUGUGUGAUAACCCGCUGUCUGAGUCGAGUGCCCGCAGCCUGGCCGAGGCCCUGUUGGAGAGUCGCUCUCUGAGGCACCUCUCCCUGAUGAACACGGACCUGGGGGAUGGGGGUGCUAGAGAGCUGGCCUCGGGGCUGGGGGGCAACCAGGGGCUGGAGGAGAUCAACAUGGCGUACAACUCCAUCGGGGACAACGCGGCACUGCAACUGCUCGACGCCUGCAGGGCAAACCCCACUCUGAACACCAUACACCUGUACCUGAACGAGCUGAGCGAGAGCGGGAAGCAUUCCCUGCACAGUCGCGGGCUCGGGCAGGGCGAGAGCGGCAGGGUGAAGGUGCUGGCCUCCAUCACGCAGGGGGACGAGCUCUCCGAGGACUGGGAGCUGAUCCUCAACAACAUCCGCAGCCACGCCACCUCCUGGAACCGCCAGCGCGUCCGAGAAAACCUGCAGCGCUUCCUGCAGGAGCUGAAGGGGGCCAGGCAGCAGAACCGCAGCGUGGGGAAGAAACUGAGCUUCUGGAGGGUCCAGAGACAGGUGGCAGAGGAGAUCAGGAAUCUGGAGAAAGGGACCAGCAGCUAGCAACACAUUGAAGACUCCAGGGAUCAAGUCUAGUGACUUGUAGCUGUUUCACAGGCCCCAGUUAGCACCACUGUAUGCUCAGGUAAAGCAGUCUAGGAUUUGGUUUGACUGAUUGGGUCUGUGAACACAGAGCUAUAAACAUUAGGGUGUGAAAAGGAUGCCUUGUAAAUAAAUAUAUAAUAGCUGUACAUGCAAGAAGCCAUGCAAAUGAAAUAUACAGUGAAAUGACCACCCUUGUAUGUGAUGAUCAAAGCUCAGGUGAGCAUGGGACUUCACUGAGAAGUGUUACCAAGCAUGUUAUAAUGAAGGGAAGGCUGCUGCACAAUUGCUUUUAUAAGGGUCAGGGCAGUUUGCAUUAUGUUUAUUUUAUGUUUGUGUAUUGAUGGUUUGGGUUUUUAUGAGGUACAGCAAUGUGUUUCAUGAGUAUAAUGAUGAUAAAAAAUAACACGUGUUUGUAAAUAUAGGCAAAAGGCCUAAUUAACAUUGCAAGGUGUGGUAAGGGAACUGGGGGAUGUUUAAGUGUAUGUGGGUGUCAUGUAGUAUUACAUCCAGCAGGUGUCACACCUGAGCUACCAAUGUGGCUAUGUAGGAUCAUUGUAAACCUGGACUGGAUCAGACUGCAGUGUAACAGGACUCUUAUUUCCAGUCCUGGUGUGUGUCAGAGAGGUACUAAACAAGCAAUAGUCUCUGUUGGUCUUUCAGAGAUUAUGACUGAAUAUUCACCUCUCUCUAGUAUUUUGAAUAACAGAGGUUGACUGAGCUAUAAUAAUGAUCUCCAACACAGGGCAAUGCUGUAAGCCUCCUAUUGCGUAGCACUUUGAUCUAAUCUUAAUUACACCUGCGCUUGUCAUUCAUUUAAAUGUGUUCUAAUGUGUGCACUGUGUGCUAAUGAAGCUCGUUGUAAAACCUGGAAUGGAUUUCUGUUUAUCUGGGCAAUGGGAGGCUUGUCCCUGCAUUUGUGAGCAAUAUGGACAACGUUUUGGGGCGCAUGGUAAUUAAAUAAAAUACAACCUGUCUGUGA